AUUCCAUUUAUAAUAAUUUAUAUUCAAUAUGCAGUUGUUUCAUGUUAAUACUAUUUGUGGGUCAGAUCUACGAUAAACCAGUUGAGUCUCUUUAUUAUAAAACAAAAAAAAAAAAAAAAACAACAACAAUUGUAUCUAGUUCAAUUCAUUAUUUCAUUUUUACCACUUUUAUUUUUCAAUUACUUCAUUAUUUCAUUGAUGCAGUAUAUAGUGUCUAAUCUUUUAAACAAAUUAUUAUUUCAAGAGUAAGCACGAUAAGAGAUGCUUGUAACUAUUUAAUACGAAAUGUUCAUACGAAAUACAGUAAUUAGUCAACAAUCGGAUCAAUUUCUUCGUUCAACUUUUUUCAACAGUGUUCUUCUUUUGAUAUUUCUUCACUUAUCGAAUGCAGAUAUACAUUUGAAAAGAAAUGUCAAUAAGUAUCUAGAUUUACUAGAGAUUCCAUCAGAGGGAAAAAACAAAUCUUCAGUGAUUGAAGAUGUUUUAAAUCGACAGCAGCGUGAUAUUCAAUUGAGUAUGGAGAACUACAAGUACCCCAAAAGCAAUCAUGGAUCAAAUAUCAGCGAUAUUGAUGACUUGCUGAUGAACAAAGGUGGAAGACCAUUGAGAAGUGUCAUCCUCGGUUAUUGGCGAGGUGGAAGUACUUUUCUUGGUGAAAUAUUAAACUCUCAUCCAGCAAAUUUUUAUCAUUUUGAACCGCUGCUAGAUUUUGGAAUUGUACGGAUCCGAAGUCCUCCUUUAGCAGAAAAAGCAAUCGCUAAUCUCAUUGCAUUGUUCAACUGCGAUUAUGAUAAAUUACAGCAUUAUAUUGAAUACGGAAAAACUACCCCUUGGGGUUUUAAAUACAAUCCUCGCUUGUGGAAAAAUUGUGAGACUUAUAAAGAUAUUUGUUGGGAUUCUAAUUAUCUAAGAGAAUUUUGUCGAUUGUUUCCUUUUCAAUCGAUGAAAAUUUUAAGAUUGACAUUGCAAAUUGCUCAAGUUUUGCUGCAGGAUGAAAAACUUGGAGUUCACAUGGUUUUAUUAGUAAGAGAUCCACGAGGACUGGUACAAUCACGCAAACACCCAAAAUGGUGUCAAGAUAGCCAUGAUUGUUCAGAACCAGCACUUUUAUGUGCUGACAUGGUGUCGGAUUAUCAAGUCGCCGUCCAGCUUAAAGAGAAAUAUCCACUGAGUUUCAAGGUGAUUCGCUAUGAAGAUCUAUCUACUGAUCCAAUCUCUGAAUCAAAGGAGCUGUUCAAUUUUUAUGGUCUCAAUUUUCACAGUGACGUACAAAAUUAUUUAGAGACUCACACAUUGAGUGACUCUGGUGGUAAAUUUAGCACCUUUCGUAAUUCAAAAGCUACUCCAUUUCAUUGGCGUGAUGAUCUUAACUUUGAAGAAGUUCAAGAGAUUCAACGUGUUUGCUCAACUGCUAUGAGACUGUGGGGUUACGCGAUGGCUGCUAACCAAACUCAUCAAAAAGAAUUUGAUCCAGUUAUUAGAAAUUAUCGUCUUCUUUGAAUUUUUAUUGUAAAAUAAUAAUAAAAUAAUCAACAGUUUCAAUCAAAUUAAUUUUUACAUGAUAUCA
Molecule: messenger RNA, 1567 nt
Organism: Cotesia glomerata
Lineage: Eukaryota; Metazoa; Arthropoda; Insecta; Hymenoptera; Braconidae
Product: carbohydrate sulfotransferase 4-like
Exons: 8
Coding region: 286-1500 (404 amino acids)
Biological process (GO): sulfur compound metabolic process; N-acetylglucosamine metabolic process
Molecular function (GO): N-acetylglucosamine 6-O-sulfotransferase activity
Source: RefSeq, a predicted model, not a curated record